Molecule: messenger RNA, 4913 nt
Organism: Lethenteron reissneri (Far Eastern brook lamprey)
Lineage: Eukaryota; Metazoa; Chordata; Hyperoartia; Petromyzontiformes; Petromyzontidae
Product: gonadotropin-releasing hormone II receptor-like
Biological process (GO): cellular response to hormone stimulus; G protein-coupled receptor signaling pathway
Cellular component (GO): plasma membrane
Molecular function (GO): G protein-coupled receptor activity; protein-hormone receptor activity; peptide binding
Source: RefSeq, a predicted model, not a curated record
GAGAAGACCCGGGCUCCGCAGUCGUCAUUGAACUUCAUCUUGCUCGAGUGCCCGGCGCUCUCAUCUUUUUAAGGACCGAGUCAUCCGUGUGAUGGAGAUUUGUCCCAUCCUAUGAAGUGCGCUUUAAUGGAACCCAUCAACAUGAACAUGACACCCCGGGCUGCCUUCCUCAACAACGUGACGGGCCCUCCGAACGUCAGCCACACAGGCGACGAGCAACUCACCAACUCCAGCAUCAACUCCGACAUCCGGUUGCCAGCCACGCAGUUCCGUGUCAUCAGCACCUUUGCCCUCUUCAUCUUCGCGGCCAUAAGCAACCUGACCGUGCUGUGCACCAUCUCCCACAACCACCGCAAGACCAAGUCGCACGUGCGCAUCCUCAUCGUGAACCUGACGACGGCCGACCUGCUCAUCACAUUCAUCGUGAUGCCCCUGGACGCCGUGUGGCACAUCACGACGCAGUGGUACGCGGGCGAGUUUGCCUGCCGCCUGCUUAUGUUUCUGCGCCUCCUCGCCAUGUACUCCAGCGCCUUCAUCACCGUGGUCAUCAGCUUGGACCGACACUCGGCCAUCCUCAAUCCGCUGGGCAUCGGCAAAGCCAAGGCCAAAAACAAGACCAUGCUGAGCGUGGCCUGGGUGCUCAGCGUUCUGCUGGCGGUCCCGCAGCUCUUUCUGUUCCACGUCAAGAGUCCCAAAGGAAACAAAAACUUCGUUCAGUGCGUCACCCACGGAAACUUUGUCGAGCAGUGGCACCACAAUCUCUACUACAUGUUCACGUUCGUGUUCCUCUUCAUCCUGCCACUCUUCAUUAUGAUAUUCUGCUACUGCCGGAUUUUGCUGGAGAUCUCCAAGAGGAUGCGAGAAGGAAGCAUUUCAUCCAAAGAAAUCCGCCUUCGCCGCUCAAACAACAACAUCCCCAAGGCCCGCAUGCGCACCCUCAAGAUGAGCAUCGCCAUCGUCAGCUCCUUCGUGGUCUGCUGGACGCCCUACUACGUGCUCGGCAUCUGGUACUGGUUCGACCGGAGCAUCGUGUCGCGCAAGGUCGUGCCGCACUUCGUCGAGGAGAUGUCCCUGACGUUCGGUCUGCUCAACGCCUGCCUGGACCCCGUCAUCUACGGCGUGUUCGCGGCGCACGUUCGCCGCGAGGUGCGCCGCUGCUGCCGCUGGCCCCGGACUGCGGCGCAUGACAGAGACUCGUCAUCCACGCCCGUCACGGGCUCCUUCCGCUACUCGGCCUCGUCCGUGCGGAGUCGCCGGGUGCCCUUCGCGUGCGGCGAGCAGCCCGAGGCCACCGGCGCGCACCCCACACCCGCCACGAGGCUGCUGCUGCACAGGGGCUGCUCAGUGGCGGGGGUCCCCGUGAACAGAGCGGCAGCCGGGAUGGCCCCUGGUGGGAAGGCGUUCUAUGAUGCCAGUGGUGGUGGUGGUGGCGCCGGUGGUGGCGGAGGAGGCGAAGGUUGCACUGAGAAAACUCUCAUGUGUCCUGAAAGCUGCAUCUGACUGGGCAGUGGUGGUGGUGGUGGUGUGGUGCCUACUAGAAGCGCGUGUGUGUGUGUGUGCGAUAGUUAAUUUCGUGAGAACGCACGAUGGGUUUGAAAGUUUGAGUUCAUGGCCACUACUUGCUUUGUCGUGUAUGUAAUCUGUGGGUAGCAUUCCUCCCCUUAGUGAGCUUCGUUAUUGUUUUCUAGUGAGAAUAACGCACGACACUGCGAGUUAAACAUUUAUUUAUGGAAACUGUAUGUUAGUAAUUUAUAGUUAUGUUUUAUUGCACUGUGUAUGCAUUGACACCGUACGUAAAUAUAUUACAUAUAUUUUUCUUAAUGUGUUUCCAUGCACAGCAUACAGUAUAAUAAAAAAACACAUUACAAUUAAAUGUGAUAUCUAAGAUAUUACAUUAUAUGAAAUCAAAAGAAAUGAUAAAAAUGAACAAUUUACUAUGUUUCCUCAAGAGUAUAUUAUCAAAGGUCUUUUCUAAUGAUAAACACUGCAAUAUAAAUAUAUCAAUUGUGAAUCAAAAAUAACUAUUCAGGUAUUCAGCAGGUAUAGGGGCGCACCAAGUAAAGAAACUCUUUGACAUUCAACUUCGAGUGGAGUACCGCACAAAAUUAGGUUUAAUGUAAGCGAUCAUGUGAGAAUGUCAACUACAGCAUGUAGUUUCAUAAUCUAGACUCCGUAUUAGUGCCAUAGAAAAAAUGAGGAAUAUACAUAAGCUAGGCAGUUUGCAUUUGUAUAUGGCACCGCAGAAUAGUAUAUUUGUCUCGCUGUAAGGUUGUACAGUUUUUAAGUUAUCAAGCCAACUUAUUAUAAUCAAUCUGUGCCACCUUUCUAUAUAUAUAUAAAGUGUGGUUUGUCAGCUGAAUUGCUAUGAUAUUAAAUAACACGUUUUGGAUGACACACAUCUCAAAAAACAGUGCAAGAUUAAACGUCUAUUUUUCACAGAGAUUUUUUUCAGCAAUUAGAUUAUUAAAACCUGCACUCUCUGUUUAUAAAUUGCUCUCGAGUUGCUAUAAAUAUAUAUAGGUUUUGCCGUUUACAAUAAGUGCAUAUUAGGGGUGUGUUGCUAAUUUUUUGGAUCAAGCAAAAAUAUAUCAGAAAAUCAGGGUGCAGAAAAACGAAAUUGAGGAUCCGAAUCAAAAAUUACAUCACGCAACAUAAGUCACAUGAGUGCUUUCCCCCCCAAAGGUUCCAAGUGGAUUACGUGGUAUUGGACGACAUCUCUUUUGCUAGCAAUUAAGACGCGUUUAUUAAAAUCCUGUAAAUUAUCUUUUUUUUAAUUUAAAUUAUAAAUUGACCUUCGAAAAUAAAUCAAAACUUGGGUUUUUUAAUCCAAAACUCAUCACUCUUUGGUGGAUGAAUAAUGCCAACUCGUGUGUGUUUGCUGCUGACGCACAGCACCUUUGUACAAUUUAACACAGAUUAAAAACAUAUAUUUAGUUGCGAUAAGAUUGCCGCGGUUUCGUUUUGUGAAAAUCGCUUUUCACAAAACUAUAUAAAGUUUUACUACAUGACGACUGUGACACUAUCAGAUUCCAACCACUUUGUAAUCGCAUUUCACAUUGUUUACAUCCCCAUGUUGUACUUUGAUGUACUUCAAUUCCGAAUAGAGAUUUGUUUUUAAGUUAUUCGAUUGCAGGCCAGUCAACAUGAGCCUGUCAUGAGUCUUUCUGAUCGUGAUAACUUUGCAAACUGCAAUGCUUAUCUAGAAACGUUUUACGUCACUGAUUUAAUUGGUAACAGCUAUUUUUCAUUUAGAACUUUAACUAUUAUACUUUGUCCGGAAUUGAAAUUUAAAAUAAGAGAACGAUAAUCACGAUUUACUAUACGAAAUGGACGAUACAAACAUCGUUGAUGUUAUAUCACACAAGAGAUAAAAGUAUUGCUAUAUCGUAGCGAUCCCCCUUUGCCAUUGUAAAAGAAGAAACCCAAUAAGCUCGAAUGAUUACGGGUUUUUUUGGAAACGAAAAUUUAAAUUGCAGUCGAGUAUUGUAUGAGGUAAUAACACCCACAUCACCUGGAAUGAAUAGCUGAACGGUACAUUAAUGGAAUGCAAAUUAGGUGCCAAUUGUUACCGCUAAAAGCGAUGUCAGUCCUGUCGCGUGUAAUUGUCAUUGCAUUCACGUGUCCCCAUGGGGCAAUUACACGGCCUAGCGGUAGUGCAUUCACUCUUUCUUGCAGAAGUCCUUUGAUUUGAGAACCAACGUCAGCACUGAUUCAUACUGCGCGUGUAAUAAUCACAGUAUGCGCCACGUGCUUUGCGGUGAAUGUUCGAGAUGUCCUGAUGUCAUUUGCAACAGUAGGCCAUUGAGUACAAGUUUAAUAACUACCCAUAGAUUACAGUAUUUAAUUGGACCUGUAACAUAGCCCCUUACUGGCAGACUAUUGCCCCAGGCCAUUAUUAGGUUCUCACUUGGUUAAACGCAAAUAAACUUGCAACUCUUCAACUUAAUAGUGGAAGUGGGAAUGUGGUGCAGCUGCAGUGCAGUGGUUUUCGCCACUGGACUAAGAAACCCGGCAAGCUGAGUUAAACUCCUGGCCACGGUUAACAUGAAUGGCAGAGUAAUAUCUGAAAGCCAUCCCUGUUUCUCCCCCCCCCCUCCGACCCGUUACCAACACAACGUGAUGAAGACUUAAAGCAGUAUUGAAAUUAAUUGUCGGCUGUACGUUUUUUAAAAUAUAAUUUUAAAAGUAGACUUAAAAACUAGUCUGACAACAACAAUACCGCAAGCUUAAAACACGCGAAAAAAUCGAUAAAGAGAAAAAUAACCCCCCUCCCACAAUACAAUCAUGAUUUGAAACACGUUGGAUAUAACCUUAGGAAUCGUACGCAGCAUGUCAGUGCACGUGCCGGGCACAUGUGUACAAAAUGAAUUGGUGUGCGUGAUUUAAAUUUUUUUUAAAAAUUGUGAAAUGCCACUGCAGCUGCCGGAUGUGACCCCCACCCCCGUGGGGCUCCAGCACGGAAGGAACCCGCGCUGAAAUGUUCUCUCCACCCAUCCCAUCGCGUGCUCCUCCACACUGGUCGGGGUGGAGGGGGAGGGGUGGUAGAGCAAAAAUUUCAUCACGCGCGGCACGCCACGUCCGAAACAUUGUCCCGUUUCCUAGAACAAAACACAACUUUGCACGCAGAGAGCCCUCCCCACACAACCCUCCCCCCUACCACCAUCAUCGGCUGUGCAUGUAUGUAUGUUGAAAUUAUUUCGCAACCGCACGUUAUUUGACCAUACUUCACCACGCUGGUCAGUGCGGAUUGGUGAAGGCGGUGAGAGGAUAUGUGGGAGUGAGUUUAGGAAGGAGUACGGUACAACACCGGAUUUAGCCUCACCCAUGCGAGCACUGCCCAGGCUCGUAUGUACGUAUGUUGAACUUCUUUCACACAGUACGUUGCCAAUCGUGCUCAUCGGAGGUGCGCAAGA